GAUUCUUUCGUGAAGUUUUCUUCUCUGGCAAGAACACUCAUAGCACCAUGGUUCUCGAGGCGACUAUGAUUUGCAUUGAUAACUCCGAAUGGAUGCGGAACGGCGAUUACUCUCCGUCUCGAUUGCAAGCUCAAGCCGACGCUGUUAAUCUCAUCUGUGGAGCUAAAACCCAGUCUAAUCCGGAGAAUACUGUUGGGAUUUUGACGAUGGCGGGGAAAGGAGUGCGGGUAUUGGCAACUCCAACCUCCGAUCUUGGCAAGAUAUUGCAUUGCAUGCACGGCCUUGAAAUUGGGGGUGAGUCAAACUUAGCGGCUGGAAUUCAGGUUGCUCAAUUGGCUCUCAAACAUCGCCAAAACAAAAAUCAACAGCAAAGAAUUAUAGUUUUUGUUGGAAGUCCCAUCAAAUAUGACAAGAAAGCAUUGGAGACGAUAGGGAAAAAAUUGAAGAAGAAUAGCGUAGCACUGGAUAUUGUUGAUUUUGGGGAAGCUGAUGAUGGAAAGCCAGAGAAAUUGGAGGCUCUCCUUGCAGCUGUUAACAAUAAUGACCGUAGUCACAUAGUUCAUGUUCCUCCUGGUCCAAAUGCUCUUUCAGAUGUCCUUAUCAGCACACCUGUAUUUACUGGUGAUGGGGAAGGAGGAAGUGGCUUUGCUGCAGUGGCAGCAGCAGCAGCUGCAGCUGGUGGUGACUUUGAUUUUGGUGUGGAUCCCAACCUUGAUCCUGAGUUGGCUCUUGCACUUAGAGUUUCCAUGGAAGAGGAAAGGGCAAGGCAAGAAGCAGCUGCCAAGAGGGCUGCUGAGGAAGCUGCUAGACAAGAGAAGGGAGAGGCACCACAAUCCAGUUCACAGGAUGCAAUUGUUAAUGCAAGCGAGAAAGUGGCUGAUCCAAUGGAUGAGGAUGAUGCGUUGCUGAAGCAGGCUCUUGCAAUGUCAAUGGAUGUUGCUGGAUCUGAUUCAUCUCACGGUGAUGCUGAGAUGUCAGAGGCAAAUAUGGAGGAUCAGGAAUUGGCUUUGGCUCUUCAAAUGUCUAUGCAGGACAGUACAAAUGGUUCACAGUCAGACAUUGGUAGGGUGUUGGGAGAUCAGUCCUUUAUGACAUCUAUACUUUCAUCACUUCCAGGAGUUGACCCAAAUGAUCCUCAAGUGAAAGAUUUAUUAGCCUCUCUGCCUGAUCAAUCUGAGUCCCAAGAUAAGAAGAAUGAAGAAGAACCGCCAAAAGAGGACAAGUAAAGCUUCAAUGCAACCUACUGCUGAAGCUUUGAACUAAACUUUCGUUGCAGAAAUCAAUUCUACCUCACUACAGAGGACGAUGCCGGCACAGUUUCUACCCAACAAGUGUUUUUAUCUGUGUAACUCUGAGUCAUCCCCUGAAUAUCUGUUGUACGAAAUCGACAGGAUCAGGACUUUAAACUUAAAUGUGUCUUAAUCCAUAGUUUGACAUUCUUAGGGGAUUAAAAUCAUGGGCAAGACUGAUUGGUUUCUAAACAAACUGAAUUCAAUGAUGUUAUUGACAUUAAGUUGGUUCGAUU
Molecule: messenger RNA, 1525 nt
Organism: Rubroshorea leprosula
Lineage: Eukaryota; Viridiplantae; Streptophyta; Magnoliopsida; Malvales; Dipterocarpaceae
Source: the annotation of a GenBank genome assembly